This is a messenger RNA of Ectocarpus siliculosus, 1146 nucleotides long. The record is from the annotation of a GenBank genome assembly. NCBI's taxonomy places the organism in Eukaryota, Phaeophyceae, Ectocarpales, Ectocarpaceae.
AUGGCUGCUUGGAACGAGGUUCACCAUCUCAAUGUCACUGACUUGCUGUUCGCUCUUGGGCUCAGAGAGGGGCGACCACGCGGGGGGUCUGGAACAGAAGGGGGGAAAUCGAGGAAAGCCGAGGACAGGCGCGGGGAGGCUGGUUUGGAGGGUGGUGAUGGAGCGGUCGACCGACAUCAGCCGGUACAGCCAUGCAAGGCAGACUCCUGCCUGGAAAGGGAAGACCGGAUGGAAAAGCUUCUCGAAAAACGGGCCGCGUUGCAAGAGGCGUCGAUCAGGGCCAGGAGAAGACAGGCAGCGGCCAGUGCUAGAUCGACUGCUUCCGAAGCGUCACGGGACGACAAGACGGAAGAGGAUAGGCUGGUUUCGAUGAAGACCCACUACGCGGCUCUGGAAGAGGUCCUGCACCACCUGUCGGCAGACAAGGCCAGGCACAAGAGAGAGGAGGCCGUCGACAGCAUGCCCGCGCACCUCAGACGAUCGCUUCCGAGCGGCCUAGCAGAGGCAAGAAGAGGACUCAACUUUUGCGUUCCCCCGUCGCGUGCGACAAGGAGUACUGGCAGGCUAGAAACGGUGUUCGCUAUUCUUGAAGAUGGGAUGCCCGGGGGACGCCUAGAAACCAGAGGAGAGAGUGUCCACGGGUUAUCAGCACGCCAGCAGGGAGCGGCUUCGGCUCCAUCCCUGAGUUUUGAUGAAGACAGCAUAGCUGUGUGGCCGACCACGCCUCCAAGACGCCGUCUACAGACUGGAGCGAAGUUCCCCCCCCUCCAGCUGACCGUGAGUCCGAUCCGGUGUGCAAGCGUCGGGGGGGUGGCGACACUGGACGAAGACGAGAUCGGUGUAAGGAGAGACAAGCAGAAAGCCAGGCUGAGGAGGAGGGCCAGAGAGUGGUGGAAGGCCGCGGGCAGCAUCGACGAUGGUGAACGGGGCGGCACGGGCCACCAUCGUCCAGACCCUAGUCGAGGUCAUCCCGGCGGUGGUGGCUGGCGUGACUGGCGAUCGGUGACCGCCUGCGACGCUGACGCGGGCGUGGACCGAAGACGGAGCGCGUGGUCGUUCCCUGUGUCUGGAGCGUCGGUUUCACCAUCGCGGUCGACGCCAUUCGCAUCCCCUCCGCCUUUACGGCGGGUGGCUGUCCACAAGUAG